CCCAUGGUGAGAGGAUCAAACUUCCUAUUUCAGACGUGAGGACUCGAACAGGUUUUAGAUCUCCACAGAAGAAAAGGGUGAAAUCAUUGCGUUCAUUAGCACCGAGAUCGGAUAUCAUUGUUUUGCGCGUUAAACCCUCCAUUAGCAGUGUCCAGGAUGACUCCAGUUAACCGGAAGAGCGCGAUGGAUGUUUCUCCCCGUGCGCUUCGGGCGGACAUGUGAAUUUUUACGCAGAACCUCGAUGCGAAUUUUUACGCACUAUCGAAAUUCAGGGACUCGAAGCACGGAAGAAGUGUGUCGCGUCCAGAAAGGCGCAAUCAUGAUGCAGCAUCCUCUGGAGAUCGGGGCUCAUUAUUACCCUGCAGAAGCACAGCAGGAUCACAGAUCUCACCGGUACAGAAGCUUCAUGAUCGAAGAGAUUCUCACCGAGCAUCCGGACCACAAGGCCUCUCCUCCUGCCGGAGAUUUACUCAAAUUCGGAGUACACGCUCUUUUGUCGGCACGGCCAUAUCCAAAUCACAUAGUGCUGAAGGCAGAGCAGAGCGGCCUUCUGAAGUUCCCCGUGUCCCCGCUGUCUUGUUCCCUCGGACCGCCGCUCGGCUCUGCUCUGCUCCCGGGGCCCCCGGGGCUCGGCGUGGUCUCAGCUUCGCACCAUCUCCCGCUCGACCUGCACUUGCGCGGGAAACUCGAACCCGGAGCCGAGGCGCUCAGCAAGACUAAGAAAGGCAGAAGAAGCAGAACUGUGUUCACAGAGCUUCAACUUAUGGGCCUGGAGAAAAGAUUCGAGAAACAGAAAUACCUCUCGACCCCGGACAGAAUAGAUCUGGCUGAAUCUUUAGGCCUGAGUCAGCUGCAGGUCAAAACGUGGUAUCAAAACAGAAGAAUGAAAUGGAAAAAAAUCGUAUUACAGGGGGGAGGACUGGAGUCUCCCACCAAACCGAAAGGACGCCCAAAAAAGAACUCCAUACCUUCCGGUGAGCAGCUUUCUGAGCAGGAGAGAGAGAGAACGCGGGAGACCGAGAGCGCAUCUUCAUCGUCGUCAUCUUCCUCAUCAUCGUCAUCCUCGUCAUCCUGUUCAGGCCAGUCUGAACCCAGUCAAGAGGAAUAAACGUGCCCACCCUCCGGCCAUGUGAAUCCAGUUUACGCUUUAAGGAUGCGCAGGCUACCAGCGUUUCAUGGAUUGUCCUCUUUUUUUUGUCGUAAUCGACGUGUUGGCACUUAAAAAACUGACCCAGACAAGUCAAAUAAAGUGGACCGAUGUGAUGUUUCCAUUUUGCUCAAAAAUUAUGGACUGCUGCUAUUUUUUUCCUCUUUAUAAAAAAUUCUGAGCAGAGCUGAGCUGAAAUGGGUCUUUCACCUUUUUGUAAACACUUUACGUUGGAGAAGUCGCAGGGACGUUUUUUUCUGCAAUUCCUGUGCU
Molecule: messenger RNA, 1420 nt
Organism: Silurus meridionalis
Lineage: Eukaryota; Metazoa; Chordata; Actinopteri; Siluriformes; Siluridae
Gene: barx1
Product: BARX homeobox 1
Exons: 4
Coding region: 188-1108 (306 amino acids)
Biological process (GO): regulation of transcription by RNA polymerase II
Cellular component (GO): nucleus
Molecular function (GO): DNA-binding transcription factor activity, RNA polymerase II-specific; RNA polymerase II transcription regulatory region sequence-specific DNA binding
Source: RefSeq, a predicted model, not a curated record